Messenger RNA from Mytilus californianus (California mussel), 1676 nucleotides. Its product is annotated as epidermal differentiation-specific protein-like. The record is from RefSeq and is a predicted model, not a curated record. Bases 77 to 1171 code for a protein of 364 amino acids. Gene Ontology annotation, biological process: visual perception; lens development in camera-type eye. The transcript has 9 exons. NCBI's taxonomy places the organism in Eukaryota, Metazoa, Mollusca, Bivalvia, Mytilida, Mytilidae. Gene Ontology annotation, molecular function: structural constituent of eye lens.
AUUUAUGUAUAAAUACCCUCAGAAGUAACGCAUUUAGAAAACAGCUGAACAGUCUAGAAAGGCAUAAACUUUGAAAAUGGAACCAAAGAUAACGUUGUACGAACACGAUUUUAAAGGAAGGAGCAAAGUAUUUUCAAAGUCAUGUCCAGAUUUAACUGUGGGUGGCUUCAACAACAUCACAUCAAGUGUAAAAUGUGAAAGUGGAGUGUGGAUUUUAUACCAGGAAAAAAACUACAAAGGACAAAUAUUCGUCAUAGAAGAUGGUGAAAAUUAUGGUUAUGAUAAGUUCAAAGGCUAUUUCAAUGAUAAAGCAUUAUCUUUGAAAUUGCUAGACGAAAUGGAUUUCACGGAAGUGCCGGAGUGUACAUUGUACAAACAUUAUAAUUAUACUGCGCCAACUCUAACUUUCGCUGAUGAUGUGCAAGACCUUAAAUGCUACAAUUUUGAUAAAAUGACUUCAUCAGUUGUGGUGAAAAGUGGUGCGUGGGUUGGAUUUACCCAACCGAAUUAUGAUGGAUAUCAAAGUCUGUUUCUGAAAGGGAGUUAUAACUUUUCUGAUGCACCAAAUGAUAAAGGUGGAUUUAAGAAUGACGUCCUGUCUUCUUUCAGCAAAAUCAUGCUGAAACCAUCAGCUCCGGGUAAGAUGAAACUUCUAAAAAUUGAUUAUGAUCAGGAGGAAGCACGUAUCAGCAGGACACCCACAUCUGUAUUUAGCUGGAUGCAGGUGAACAAUGGAUCGGUUGUGCAGACUGUAACACCACAAGAUGAAGUAAACAUAAGCAAAGAAGCUACAUACGAGUUCAGAUGGGACAGAGCAGCUAAAGUAUCUGCAACAUUGACAGCAAAAACUCAAAUUCCGUUAGUUGGUAAAACAGGAAUUAAUAUGAGUGCUGAAAUGUCCGUUAGUAUGGGCAGUACUGCAGGAACCAUAAAGUCAAAAGCUGAAGAAUGGGUUCCAGGUUAUCCGUCAAAAAUCAAACCAUGUACUAGAGUUACGGUAACAUCGACAUUGACCAAAGGUAAUAUCAGCAUUCCAUUUACCGCCUUAUUGUGUGACGAAGACAACACAGAACGCACAAUAAUAGAAAAGGGCGUGUUUUAUGGAUGUCAUUACUUUGAUUUUCAUAGUGAAUCCAAAGACACAAAGAUACCAACAUCAAAGCCUAAAUAAAUGUUUUGCCCCUUCAGUGCUUUUGCAGUGCUAUUUGAAUAUCAAACAAUCGUUUCUGUUUGUUUUUAUAAAUUUUCUUUGAUUGUGUACUAAAUAUGUUUUUUUUUUCUAUCUGUGUAGGACAUUAAAAGUAAUCAGAUAUGUUGUAGAUGUGUGUUUCAUUGUAUUCUUUUUAUGUUUGUUUUGUUUUUUAUCUAUUUAGGACCUUAAAAGUAAUCAGUUUUUGAAUGUAGAUGUUUGUUUUGUUUGUUUGUUUUAACUCCACUAUCAAUAACGUUUGAUAUAUAAUGGCGGCUAGUUUCAGUUGGUAAUGAAACCACUUAAUUGUCAUUUGUUUUCUUAAACAGACCGACAAGUGGUAGGAGCUUUUUAAAAUAACAUUAGUUAUGUUGUCAAAUAAAUUCAAACAUAAAUAACAUAAUGUUAAUGUAAAUGUGUGUUUUAUUGUAUACUAAUUAUGUUUUUUCUAUCUAUUUAGGACAUUAAAAGUAAUCAGCAUUUUGAA